CCCAAGUCUCUCCAACAUCAAAAUCCUUUCUUUCUAAUAUAUCAUCCUUCUCCUUGAUAGCACUUGUAUAGGUGGAAUGUUGUUCUUCCUCUGUACACCUUCUUUACAGAACAUUUUCUUCAUGUUAUCUAAAGAAUAAAGAAGAGCCAGAGGAGUUCUGCUUUCCAAUGACUUACAUCACUCUGCAGACAAUUGGCAGCCAGGAGACGGGCAGCUGCCACACUCUUCAGAUUUCUCUCUAUUUAAAGUUCAAAGAGACGCUGGAUAACAAAAGAAAGAGGUAAGCGUGGCCUGACCUAGCCACCCACCAACAGGAAUAAUGGCUGAAAAAGCAGGAUCUACAUUUUCACACCUUCUGGUUCCUAUUCUUCUCCUGAUUGGCUGGAUUGUGGGCUGCAUUAUAAUGAUUUAUGUUGUCUUCUCUUAGAAAGGCAAGAAGAUAUCACAUUGACAUCAUUUAGAAGAAUUAAGAAAACUAUGAACAUGACUGAUUAUUAAAUGUCUCAUGUUAAACAAUGAAAUGUUUGACAUCACUUCACAAACUUGGAUUAUAAACUGUACUUUGGUGUGCAUAAGAAUUUCUUCAGGACAAAAAGAAAUUAUGAGUGAAUUUCUCUAUAUUCUGAGUGAGAAAAAUGUUUAGCUAUGAUGAAAAAUGCAUGUCAUUAAAAAAGUUUGAUCAAUUUAAUUACAUUACAAAAAAUUCUCCCCCCUACCCUCUGGAAAAAACUAUAGAGAAAGUUGGCUAAGGCUGUGCACGGUGGUUCAUGCCUGUAAUCCCAGCACUUUGUGAGGAUCCCUUGAGCCCAGGAAUUGGAGACCUGCCUAGGCGACAGAGAGAGACUCCAUCUCUACAAAAAAAAAAAAUAUAUAUGGGCUAGAGAUAAAAACAGACAAUUCAUAGAACAUAUACUGUAAAAGUACACUUACUUAACCUCUUGUUCGCAAAAAGAGAAAUGUAAUUAAAACUACACUGAGGAAUCAUCGCUCACUUAUCA
Messenger RNA from Chlorocebus sabaeus (green monkey), 998 nucleotides. RefSeq names its product small transmembrane regulator of ion transport 1 (gene STRIT1). NCBI's taxonomy places the organism in Eukaryota, Metazoa, Chordata, Mammalia, Primates, Cercopithecidae. Gene Ontology annotation, biological process: regulation of slow-twitch skeletal muscle fiber contraction; regulation of ATPase-coupled calcium transmembrane transporter activity. The record is from RefSeq and is a predicted model, not a curated record.